Arachis stenosperma is the source of this 1719-nucleotide messenger RNA. Its product is annotated as receptor-like cytosolic serine/threonine-protein kinase RBK2. Gene Ontology annotation, biological process: protein phosphorylation. Bases 142 to 1566 code for a protein of 474 amino acids. Gene Ontology annotation, molecular function: protein kinase activity; ATP binding. The record is from RefSeq and is a predicted model, not a curated record. NCBI's taxonomy places the organism in Eukaryota, Viridiplantae, Streptophyta, Magnoliopsida, Fabales, Fabaceae. The transcript is spliced from 6 exons.
AAAAAGCCAACAUUUGCAAAGCAUUCUAUUUCAAUAAGAUCAAGAAGACAUAAACCCGGUUUCUCUGAUUCCUUUUCAAGCAUUGGUAAAAAAAAAAACAGAAACACUUUCUUUCUUUUUUAUGUUCUUCUUGGUUAUGACAUGAUAAUGGUUUCUUUCCUUUGCUACUACUAUUGUGGUAAUAAUGGUGAUAAACCAGACUUGAAUGGAUUAGACACUGAAGAAGGUGGUGGUGGAGGAUGUUUAACAGAUUACUCUACAAGCAGUGUAGGAUCAAGAACACCUUCAUCUUCAAGAGCAAGCACUUCUGAUUCUGAGGCUCUACCAGGAAGUGGUGGUUCCAAUGCUAACAACCAAUGGCGUGGUUUCUUCAAGCUUCUCAAGAAAGGCUCACAGAUGCCAUUUCAACCAUUUCACCCUCUUAAGAAGAAUGUUCCUAAGUUAACUAGAAGGAAGAGUAAGAGGGUUAGAGAGGAUCUCAUUCCUUCUUCUUUUGACUCUGAGUUUGCCAACUUCAAAUCUUCAUGGAAGAAUUUCACUCUCUCUGAACUCCAGGCUGCAACUGAUGACUUCAGCCAUGAUAAUGUGAUUGGGGAGGGAGGGUAUGCAGAGGUAUACUUAGGAAAAUUGGAAGAUGGAAACUUUGUUGCCAUAAAGAAGCUCACAAGAGGGAACCAAGAAGAAAUGACUGCAGAUUUUUUGUCUGAGCUUGGAAUCAUAGUUCAUGUGGACCAUCCAAACAUUGCUAGAUUGAUUGGAUAUGGUGUUGAAGGUGGAAUGUUCCUUGUUCUUCAGCUCUCUCCACAUGGCAGCUUAUCAUCCAUACUUUAUGGGCCUAGAGAGAAGCUCAAUUGGAGUCUCAGAUUUAAGAUUAUUUUGGGAACUGCCGAGGGACUUUGCUAUCUUCAUGAGGGAUGUCAAAGAAGGAUCAUUCACAAGGAUAUCAAGGCUUCUAAUAUUCUUCUCUCUGAGACUUUUGAGCCUCAGAUAUCUGAUUUUGGCCUAGCAAAGUGGUUACCUGACCAAUGGACUCACCAUACUGUUUCCAAAGUAGAAGGCACAUUCGGGUACCUUCCCCCUGAAUUCUUCAUGCAUGGAAUAGUAGAUGAGAAAACUGAUGUAUAUGCUUAUGGUGUGCUAUUAUUGGAGCUAAUCACUGGAAGACAAGCUUUGGAUAGCUCACAAAAAAGUCUUAUCAUGUGGGCAAAGCCUUUGUUAAUUGCAAACAACAUAAAAGAGCUAGUUGAUCCAGUUCUUGAAGACAAUUAUGAUGAAGAGCAGAUGGACCUUGUGAUCUUAACAGCAUCUCAGUGUGUAGAACAAUCGUCGGCUCAACGGCCUCUUAUGAGUGAGGUGCUACAAAUAUUAAGAGGGGAUGAAGAGAGCUUGAAGUGCAUGAAAGAAAGACAAAAGUCAAAAAUUCAAAGAACAUACUCUGAAGAACUGUUAGAUGCAGAUGAAUACAAUUCAACUAAGUAUUUGAGUGAGAGUCAGAGCCAAAGAGCACGCCAUAUGGAGUUUAUUCUAAGCAGUAACUCACCCACACAAGAAACGGAACAAAAUUGAUUAUAUAGUUUAGAGAAAAGUUUAUGUUAGCCACUAUUAUUGUGAAUUCAAACGUGCCUUUAUUAAUCCUUCUUAAUUAGUAGUUCUUCAAUUGUAUUAAAUGUAAUUAUUUUAUAAUUAUGUAUGAUGAAAAUAUGUUGCCGUGAAUCAUAC